Owenia fusiformis is the source of this 1315-nucleotide messenger RNA. Lineage: Eukaryota; Metazoa; Annelida; Polychaeta; Sabellida; Oweniidae. The record is from the annotation of a GenBank genome assembly.
CUGUAUGCACUCCUAUGGCCAAGCCAUUCUUCUCCAUGCCAGAUAAUGUGGGGUGGUGAUUGGAAGAAGGGUGCUUGGACAACAUCCAAUGCUUGCAAGCCCUCCAAAUACAUGGGUUGUGCUAGAAGAGAGGAGGUGAUCACACGUCUCGUUUCAUUUUGGGGAAGGAAGAAAGUGAAGUCGCUCCAGGAGUAUUUAACUCGAAGAUAUAGGAAGGUGAGAAAAUGGUUGCUGAGGCUGAAGAAGACCUUGCCAAUGUUCAUUGGGAUUUGCUACUCCGUGGAGUUGCUGAUUUGUAGUUUUAUAUCAUUUUUCACCUUUUCCAGAUUCUACAAAUACAGAAAUAGGAAUGGUGUUUCUCCCGAGGUAGAAUAUUUUCAGCUGAGAAAACAAGAAGAUGUUUUCAAUGCUUUAAACAAUGGACAACCAGACCCUAUUACAAGAAUAGUUACUGGUACAGUGGAUUUGCAUCUAAGCCUUGAAAGUGGGCAACUUGGUUGUUUGAAUUUUUCAGAGACAAGUAAGGAAUGCCACAAGCUGAGAAGGGCCAACCAAAAGACAAAGAAAGCAAUUGAGAAGGCAGUGGAAAUAUACAACAUUGCCGCACAAGAUAUAGAAAAUGAAGUACAAAUAAAUUCAACCGAAAUGGGAUGUAUUCUGAAAGCUGAUUUCCCAUGGAGGUCGGACAUUACUCUGGGGAAGAAAAGAGACCUUGUUAAUAAGAAAGAAUCAUUUGAAAGACUUAAAGAGGAAGAGGUCCUCCUUAAAAAAGAAAUGAAACAAUUUCUAUUAUAUUACAAGUCUAAAGAUACAAAUGGAAAUGUAGGAAUGGAAAUGGAUGUAAACAAUAUCAACGAUGCUACAUAUAUGAAAGGAUUGGUGGGUUUACCUUUCUUUAAUGAUGAGGCCUAUGCUUGAUGAAACAAUUGUUGACAACACCUCGGAGAGUGAUGAUGAUUCUGAAUUGUCAGACUUGUCAGACAUAGAAUCAGACCAAGAGGAAAGAAUGGGACAAGAAAACAAUACACAAUUUAAUAUUGUCUGAACUUUGUUUUAUAAAAAGUGAUACAUCAUUAAAUGAUGAGUCAGUGAAAAGAUCAUAAUAUUAAUGUAAAUUAAAAAGUAUCGAAACUUUAAUGUCUAAAACUAACUCAAACAAUCCAGGUCAAAUCUAAGUUUUUGAAGUUUCUCUAAGUUUUCUAUAGCCGAUACUUCAUUAUUUCUUGUGGCGUACUGUAGAUUGGGUUCAUUUGGCGCUACUUCAUUUGGCUAUUUUUCCACUUUUUUUGGCUAUUUAAUUUGGCGGACACUGGGG